Lasiosphaeria miniovina is the source of this 1962-nucleotide messenger RNA. RefSeq lists its product as uncharacterized. The transcript has a single exon. Gene Ontology annotation, molecular function: DNA-binding transcription activator activity, RNA polymerase II-specific; transcription cis-regulatory region binding. Gene Ontology annotation, cellular component: RNA polymerase II transcription regulator complex; nucleus. Lineage: Eukaryota; Fungi; Ascomycota; Sordariomycetes; Sordariales; Lasiosphaeriaceae. The record is from RefSeq and is a predicted model, not a curated record. The coding region runs from base 1 to 1962 and encodes 653 amino acids. Gene Ontology annotation, biological process: regulation of DNA-templated transcription.
AUGUUCAGCAGGGAAGAACUUGAGAGUGCUGCAUCGAGCCCCGCAUCAGCCGCCUCCUCUCCCACGAACGUCUCCACCCCAACAUCCACGGCUUCGACGACCGCACCUCAGAUUGCCAUCCGCCCCAGCACAGCAGCCCGGCCGCCGCCGUUGAAUACUUCGGCUGCGGUUGGCCACAUGAUGGCUGCGCCGUCGGCUGCAUCGCCGGGCGUUUCGGGGCAGGCGAAAGCCAUGACUAUGACGACCAGGGAAUGGGUUGUCCCGCCUCGGCCGAAGCCGGGGCGCAAGCCUGCCACCGACACCCCGCCGACAAAGCGCAAAGCACAAAAUCGUGCUGCACAGCGCGCGUUCCGGGAGCGCAGGGCCGCCCGCGUCGGCGAGCUGGAGGAGCUGCUGGACGACGAGCGCGAGGAGCAUGAGCGCACUGUACGGGAGUUGAAGGAACGUGUCAGUCACCUCGAGAGCGAGACUCAAACGUUGCAGUCACGGUGCCAGUGGCUUGAGGCGCUGCUUGAGAAGGAGCGGCAGGGACGUGAUAUCGGCAUGGCUGGCAGCUGGGACAACACACAACAUCAGCCGAUGUCGUUAGAUAUCUCGCACCCCGAACAGCACCCACAGCGCCGUGUCCACAGAAGCAUUGCGGCAAAUUCCGGAGGAGUAAUAGCGGAGCCUCGGCCGUUGGCCCAGCCCUUCUCCAUCUCUCAUAUCAUCUCUCCGCCAGAAGAUACGAGCGGAGGGGCACUAGACCUGACCUGCGGCGCCUGCCAGACAAACGGACCUUGCGCCUGUGCCGAGCAAGUUCUUCAGAGCGCAGAUGUCAUCAUGGGAUGCGGUAACUGCACCAUGGGCACACGGUGUGCCUGUCUCGAGGAAUCAAUACGUGCCUCGAUUGUGGCCGACUUAAAGCGGUCAUUGCCUCCCAGCUCCCCGUCUUUGUCCACGGCGCCCGGGGAGAAGAGGCAGCGCUCUGACACGGGGAUACUCGAUGAUAUGGAGACGGAUUUCACAGCCCUGUUUGCCUCUGGCAGCAGCAGGAUGGCCAACGGGCCCGACUCUUCUCAACCAAGCCAGUUACAGCCCCCGCCCCGGUCGCUACCGACGGCAUCGCAAGAGAUGAGGGAGUCUUGCGGGUUUUGCAAAGACGGAUCGUACUGCGUAUGUGCAGAUGCAGAGUCUAUGGUGAUCCCUUCCAUGUCUGUCAUGACGCCCGCGCCGGCUACACAGCUAGCGCAUAUUGCACAACAGACUCAUACACCACCACCGUCAGAGGAUGAUGUCAUGCCACCUGUGCCAAUGGAAGUAACGGCAACAGGGGCAAUCAAGUUGCCCAGCAUACGCCAGCCGCUUCAACCUCAGAGCAGCGGUACCGGAGCACGCGUCGCCUCGCCCCCCAAUCCAGCAGUGAAGGCGGCUGCUGGUUUUGGAUGUGGCCCCAACGGGCCUGGGACUUGUGGACAGUGCCUCUCAGACCCCAAGUCGGGCCUCUUUUGUCGCUCGCUGGCAGCCAAUUUCGAAAGGAAUAGCAGGCUGCAGCAGGCUGCCGGAAACAGCAGCCCAACCGCCGGUGUCAAUGGAGGUGGGUGUUGCGGCAAUGGCGGGCCAGGGGGAUGCUGUAAAGGGGGGGAUCAGCCGGCAGCAGGCGCUGGCGACAACAUCAACGCGAAGAGCAAGAGCAACAAUCCUGCAUCGGCCGCGGCCGGUUCUGGUGACCUCGGCCUCAGUCUUUCAUGCGCCGACGCGUACAAGACGUUGGCUAGCCAUCGGAACUUUGACGCGGCGGCCGAUGACAUUGGCUCAUGGCUGCCGAAAUUGCGGGCGGUUCCUGUGCUGCCGGAAACAAGGCGGCACAGCUACAUCGGCCACAGUUUAAGCGGCCGGGGGCGGGCUCCAAUCGAGGUGGAAGCAGCCAGCAUCAUGAGCGUGCUCAAAGACUUUGACAUUCGCUUUGGCAGGGGGGAAUGA